Fusarium coffeatum is the source of this 1143-nucleotide messenger RNA. RefSeq lists its product as uncharacterized. The record is from RefSeq and is a predicted model, not a curated record. Lineage: Eukaryota; Fungi; Ascomycota; Sordariomycetes; Hypocreales; Nectriaceae. Gene Ontology annotation, molecular function: methyltransferase activity. The transcript is spliced from 5 exons. Bases 1 to 1143 code for a protein of 380 amino acids.
AUGGGUGACCCGGAUACUGGAAGCAGAAGGUCCAGCGUCAAGAGCAUCCCUCAUGAAAGUCCAAAAAUACGCGACAAGCCAAGUCCGGUAGCACAAACCGAUCAAAACCUGCCAGAUCUUUCCCUCGAUUCCCAAGGUCUCCUCCACGGUAACGCCCAAAUCGACCCAGGCGGCAGUGACGAAGACGGCGAAUUCUCCGCCAGCGACUUUGACGCCGAUUCCAUCUUCACAACUAGCACCCACUCCUCUUCUACCUCAAUCAGCUCUAGCAUCCUCGAGCACAGCUACCAAAACGGUCGUCGCUACCAUCGUUAUCGCCAUGGACGAUAUCCACUACCGAAUGAUGAGGCGGAGCAGAAUAGAGAGGAUAUGUUACAUGCUAUGAUGUUGGAGGCUACGGAUGGAAGACACUUUUAUGCGCCUAUUGGAGAGAAUCCGCAGAAGAUUGCGGAUCUGGGGACUGGGACGGGGAUCUGGGCUAUUGAUGUUGGUGAGAACUUUCCUAGUGCUGAGGUUUUGGGAUUGGAUUUGAGUCCUAUACAGCCAUCUUGGGUCCCUCCAAACGUCAAAUUCAUGGUCGAUGAUAUAGAAGACGAGUGGCUAAACGGCGAUGACUUUGACUUCGUCCACCUCCGCAACAUGAUCCCCAUUCUCAAAUCCCCCGUGGCACUCCUCAAACAAAUAUACGCCAACAUAAGACCAGGUGCUUGGGUAGAACUACAAGACGUAGACGGCCAAGUCCACUCAGACGACGACUCAAUCCCAGAAGACUGGCCCUUGAAACGCUUCACCGAAAUCAUAGUUCAAGCCUUCGCAUUAUACGAAACAAAUGCCCACGCAGCGGUAUUCGGAAGACAGUAUCUUGAAGAAGCGGGGUUUGUUAAUAUUCAGCAUAACUUUAUUAAGUUGCCUUAUGGAACUUGGCCGAAGGAUAAGGUAAUGCGCUUGGUGGGCAUGUACUACCGAACUGCAUGCGAAGAAUUCUUUCCUGCGAUUGGAGCCCUUCACUUUCCACAACUAGGUUGGGAUAAGACGGAGAUGGAGGUUUUCUUUGCGGAGUGUAGGAAGUCGAUGAGGGAUCCUAAGGUUCAUGCUUAUGGGAAGAUGCAUUUUUGGAGUGGGCAGAAGCCUUUGGAUGCGUGA